UGGCAUCCACCCCAUAUGACCUUAUCUUACAACAUAUAUGAGAACAACACAAGGACCCAUGUUGAAGCAAACAAAAACAUGGAUUAUUGCACCAUCCUACUCCAUGUUAUCUUCUCUUCCAAAGCCAAACACUUCUCUUCACAACAAUCUAAUUACAAGCCCUGCAAUCAAAUCUCUAAAGCUGAGCAGGACCCGAGUGCCAGUUUCAUGGCUUCGCUGCAGUGCAAGGAGGAGAGUGAGAUAUGAGGAUGAAAAUGAUGACGACGACGACGAUGAGUACGGACAUAAUGAGGAGAUUGCAAUUCUAGAAUUCUAUAGUCAGUCUGCUAGAGAAGAAGCACUACUUGUGCAUGCUGCUGUAGACGAACAAGAAGCAGAAGUGCUCAUCUUCAAGGGAUUCUCUUCGUGUUUGAGCUACAAGACUUCACCGGACCCAUCAAAGAGUGUACUUCCGGCGAGGGCAGUGAUAAAAUCCAUAGACAGAAUCAAGGGUCCUUUUGACCCCUCCAAUAUUGAGUAUUUAGAGAAAGGCUUAACAUGGCAAGCCUUUAAAGCCCGUUUUGCCCCAACUUGACUUUGUAAAAUCGUAAAUUGGAACCUCUGCAAUUGACCAUUUUGGAACUUCUGUUUUCAUCAUGCUUAUUCUCUACUUCAACCUUUAUUCGCCCACUUGCUAGCUACAAAUAAAUGGCAAUUGUUUCAAUUAUUUGGA
This is a messenger RNA of Ricinus communis (castor bean), 712 nucleotides long. RefSeq lists its product as uncharacterized. Gene Ontology annotation, cellular component: chloroplast. The transcript is spliced from 2 exons. The record is from RefSeq and is a predicted model, not a curated record. The coding region runs from base 38 to 574 and encodes 178 amino acids. NCBI's taxonomy places the organism in Eukaryota, Viridiplantae, Streptophyta, Magnoliopsida, Malpighiales, Euphorbiaceae.